Fulmarus glacialis (Northern fulmar) is the source of this 2236-nucleotide messenger RNA. It is a transcript of the gene SLMAP, whose product is annotated as sarcolemma associated protein. NCBI's taxonomy places the organism in Eukaryota, Metazoa, Chordata, Aves, Procellariiformes, Procellariidae. Gene Ontology annotation, biological process: regulation of membrane depolarization during cardiac muscle cell action potential; protein localization to plasma membrane; regulation of voltage-gated sodium channel activity. The transcript is spliced from 18 exons. The coding region runs from base 47 to 1954 and encodes 635 amino acids. The record is from RefSeq and is a predicted model, not a curated record.
CCAUGGAUGUAUAGUCUCCACAAUCAAAUUGUUUCUUCCAGAUGGAAUGGAAGCUCGAUUGCGAUCCGAUGUUAUCCAUGCUCCAUUACCAAGUCCUGUUGAUAAGGUUGCUGCUAACACUCCCAGUAUGUAUUCUCAGGAAUUGUUUCAGCUUUCACAGUAUCUACAGGAAGCCUUACAUCGGGAACAAAUGUUGGAACAGAAGCUGGCAACCCUUCAGCGGCUACUUGCUGUCACGCAAGAGGCUUCAGAUACUAGUUGGCAGGCUUUAAUAGAUGAAGAUAGGCUGCUAUCAAGAUUAGAAGUUAUGGGAAAUCAAUUACAGGCAUGUUCAAAGAAUCAAACAGAAGACAGUAUACGAAAAGAGCUUAUAGCAUUACAAGAAGACAAACACAACUAUGAGACAACAGCCAAAGAGUCCCUGAGGCGGGUCCUUCAGGAGAAAAUUGAAGUGGUCAGAAAACUGUCUGAAGUGGAGCGGAGUUUAAGUAACACAGAAGAUGAAUGUACUCACCUGAAAGAAAUGAAUGAGCGGACUCAGGAAGAAUUAAGAGAAUUAGCUAAUAAGUACAAUGGAGCUGUAAACGAAAUUAAAGAUCUUUCUGACAAGCUAAAGGUAGCAGAAGGAAGACAAGAAGAAAUCCAACAGAAAGGACUGGCUGAGAAAAAAGAAUUGCAGCAUAAAAUAGAUGAAAUGGAAGAGAGAGAGCAAGAGCUUCAAGCAAAAAUAGAAGCUUUGCAGGCUGAUAAUGACUUCACCAAUGAGCGGCUAACUGCUUUACAAGAGAAUCAAGCAAGAGUCAAAGAAUCUGAUUUGUCAGACACUCUUAGUCCAAGCAAGGAAAAAAGCAGCGACGACACUACAGAUGCCCAAAUGGAUGAUCAAGAUCUAAAUGAACCUAUUGCUAAAGUAGCUCUUCUAAAAGAUGAAUUGCAAGGUGCACAAUCAGAGACUGAGGCUAAGCAAGAAAUUCAGCAACUGCACAAGGAGCUGAUUGAAGCCCAAGAGCUAGCUAGGACAAGUAAACAAAAAUGCUUUGAACUUCAAGCGCUAUUGGAAGAAGAGAGAAAAGCAUAUCGAAUGCAAGUUGAAGAAUCUAACAAGCAAAUAAAUGUUCUGCAAGCUCAGUUGCGAAGGUUACAAGAAGAUAUUGAGAAUCUUCGUGAGGAAAAGGAGAAUGAAAUUUCAAGCACUCGAAAUGAACUAGUCAGUGCUCAAAAUGAGAUUCUGUCACUUCAACAAGUAGCAGAAAAGGCAGCAUCAGAACGAGAUACAGAUAUUUCUGCAUUGCAAGACGAGCUGCAAACAGUGCGAGCGGAACUUGAACGGUGGCGGAAAGAUGCCUCAGAUUAUGAAAAAGAAAUUGUCAGUCUGCAAGCCAGUUUUCAGCUCAGAUGUCAGCAGUGUGAGGAUCAGCAGAAGGAAGAGGCUACUCGCUUAAAAGGUGAACUUGAAAAGUUGAAGGCAAAGUGGAGUGCUCUGGAAGCUGAAUGUGUUACACUAAGGAAGGAGAAUACUUUGCUUGCAUCUGAGCUUCAACGACAAGAGAAGGAGCUUUCUAGCUCUCAGAAACAGAGUUUAGCGCUAACCAGCGAUAUAAGUGUUCUUGAAAUGUCUCGAAAGGAGCUUGAAAAUCAGAUGGGAUCUUUGAGAGAAAAACAUCAACGGGAUGCAGCUAGUCUAAAAAGCCAGCUCAGUGAAGCUGAGAGUCAAGCAAAAGAUUUUCAGAAAGAGUAUGAAAGAACACAGACUGUGCUCUCAGAGCUGAAGGCAAAGUAUGAGAUGGCUGAACAAGAAAAUCAGUCACUCACAGAAGAGCUCAAACAAUGUAAAGAAAACCUGAAGCUGCUACAAGAAAAAGGAAACAACCCUUCCAUAUUACAACCCGUCCCAGCCGUAUUCAUCGGCCUAAUCCUGGCUUUCCUGUAUUGGUGUUACGGCCCAUUGUGGUAGCGAAAGAGACAAUGGCCUUGGAUGCCUGUGAUGGCAGCUUUGGUUGCUGUAACAGCCGUGGUGCUGUACCCAGGCCUAACCAGAGCUUCUCCAUGAGAACUGUUGUUGAAUCCAUACACCGUCCUCCCUUUAGAAGCUGGCAACAUUCAUAUACUGAGGGAAAACAGAUUAAUUCUCUUCCUUUUUACCUCUUAAUACAGCACAGCUCUGCGUGAGAACAGCAGUAGGGUCAUUUGCUUUAAACUGUAUAAAAUGUAUCUGUCUAUAAAGAGGGAAUAAAAU